UCGCUCAAGUUGCAUGUUCUCCUCAGCCCCAAAACGCAACAAGACGCGUCGCGAUUUGUUUUUGGCUCUUACAUUUGUAUUUUCCCGUAUACCCUCUUAAAUAUUUGUCGUUUUUUUUUUGUGCACAUAUAAAAUUUUUAAUUGAACAAAAACAAUACUCGGGAGUUUUGUCCCGUUUAAGUUUCCUCAAAGCGAAUGAGCUCCAGCAGAGUACGAGCAGAGUUUGGUUUUAAUUUUUGAGCAUCCGCACCUCUAAUCCAUACAAAUGCUCAUCAGAUCGAACUGAGGCCCAACCAGGAUAAGACACGUGCUUCCAAUCACCUGUCAGUCGUCUCGAGUCUGAAACUUAGCCAGACGCAGGAGCAUAACAAGAGUGUAGCAGGCCAAAAAAAGAUUAUCAGCUGGAGGGAACUGUAAGAUGGGCAAGAAGAACUCGAAAUUGAAGCAGGACACCAUCGAUCGCCUGACAACGGACACUUACUUCACCGAAAAGGAAAUUCGACAAUGGCACAAAGGUUUUUUGAAAGACUGUCCGAAUGGUUUGCUGACCGAACAAGGCUUCAUCAAAAUCUAUAAGCAAUUUUUCCCAGAUGGAGACCCCAGCAAAUUUGCUUCUUUGGUAUUCCGAGUCUUUGAUGAGAAUAAUGAUGGGGCCAUUGAGUUCGAGGAGUUCAUACGGGCCUUGUCGAUAACAUCGAGGGGAAAUUUGGAUGAGAAGCUGCAUUGGGCCUUCCGUUUGUAUGAUGUGGACAACGACGGUUACAUAACGCGCGAGGAGAUGUACAACAUUGUGGAUGCCAUCUACCAGAUGGUCGGCCAGCAGCCGCAGACGGAGGACGAGAACACGCCGCAAAAGCGGGUGGACAAGAUAUUCGAUCAGAUGGACAAGAACCAUGACGACCGCCUCACUCUCGAGGAGUUCCGCGAGGGAAGUAAAGCUGAUCCACGUAUAGUCCAGGCGUUAAGUUUAGGUGGUGAUUAACUGCAAUAUUUGUAGUUGCGUUAAUAACUGUUGGGGUGGUCCAUAGUGGGAAUGGAAGCUGAGGCAGAACAUCAAUGGGCACGGAAGAAGGAGCUAGUCAGUGAUAUGAGACAACGAACUCCACCCAAUCCCUCAGAUUCACAGCAAAAAAUACAGCAAUGUAUGUGGAUCUUGAUUUGAAUCGAUACUCACACACCCUCUUGUUUUUACCAAAUGUCCUCUCUACACACACACACACACACAGGCACAACGACACAACCAUGCAACCAAAUCGGAUCCUUAUUUCAUAUUAACAAAAAAUAAAUAUGAAUCCAUGUACAUAUAUCUGAGUAAGGAUAUAUAUUUAUCUGUAUAAGAUGGAUAAAUAUUUAAAUUAUCAAAUGCCAGAACUUCAAAGAAAAAAUUCACCAAUUAAAAUUAAAUUAUUAACAAAAGAACGCCAAUUUAUGUCAAAUGCAACAAAAACAUAUUUAAUAAUAUAUAUGUACAUAUUUGUACAAAAACAGAGAUAAACAUACAUCAAAAUAUGCAUGUUGAGGGUCAGUUCAGCCUCUUAUGGAUAAAAGCGUGUGUAAAAUAAUGUUCCAAUAAUCUUAUCCAAUGAAAAUUUUUUUAUAUGUAAAUGCAGUGGAAACUCGCAAUAAUUAAAGAAAAUCUAAAAUUCCGUAAACAAAUUUGACUUCUUAAAACAUUUUUGAACAUUCAUUUUGAUUCUUAAUUAAAUACACUAAAAUAAUCGGUUCUAACUUCUGAACAUUUAACAUUUUUGAUAUUCCACUGUAUUGCAUAAGUAUCGAGAAAACUUUACUUUAUUGAAAAGUAAUUAUAAAUCAAAGCAAGAUAGAGAGAGAACUCUCCGAUAUUGAUUUGGAUUUAUGUACAUUACUCAAUAUGUAGAUCUAUGUAUGCUAAUACUUCUACAAAUACAAAUACAUACGCAUAUAUUGAGCAUAACUGACCGACUGUCAUGCUGUACUUUGCACGAGUCAAAAAUUAGGUUGAAUCAGUUCUUAAAGCUAAAAGACACGAGCAAGGUGUAUAAAAUAUCCAGGCCUACAGCCUUACUUUUGUCUUGUGCAAAAUAAAUUCAAACGUUUCCAUUUUGUCGCAGAGCGUUACUACUUAUUGUAUACUCUGAGUGAGCGCUUUGCCGACACAUCUACUAACUGUUGAUAAUCGAAAAAAAUACCCACACAUAAGUAAAUAAUUACUCUCUAACUAACUGAAUACACUAGAUAGAUAGCAUAUAAAAAGUUGUUGAAAUAGUCAUAUUUUUGCUUCUGAAAGCGACGUGUCAUGUCCCAUGUGAGUGUGGUGCUGCACCACCUCUAUCAAUGGCUACCCUCACUCAUUUCAUCCCUUAGACCCAUACUAGAUCAGUGACAGCCACCCACACUACACACUAGGGACAGGAGCACAAUUUUCUAAUACAAAUAUCAACAUAAGCCAUUUAUUGAGACACCCUCCCUAUCUCCACCACAGAGCUUGAAGUAUACCACCAUAUCAAAGUAGGAAACUUUACUGAAUCUGAAACUAUCGCCUGAAUCAUCGAAACUGUCUCUGUCUCUCUAUUUAUAUCGCUCUAUCUUUUUUUUCGAUCCUGUCGGACUGUUGCUAUUGAUUUUAGUUCUGCUUCUCUUUCUACCAUAAAAUGGAGCCCCCUAAUCACCAUGCUAAAAUAAUUUCUAUUUUAUAUGUGGUUCAGCUUUAGAUCGUAACGAAACACCAAUGUAAAGAAAUCUUUCUCUGUGCUCCGACUCAUGCUUCCACCCCCCAUCCGAAUAUUCCAUUGUAUUAUUUAUUCUACAUACCUAUCGUGUCAUCCCCAGUUAUUUUUGUUGCAUUGCCUUGUAGAAAUCUGAUUAAAUUUAAAAUAUAGUCAGUUCAGUUGUCAAUCAGGUUUCACUUUGGAACAGCCCCCAGAUAAUGCGAUUAGUUACCAAAUUUUGAAUGUGCUUCUGAUUUUGAUUUGCCUGAACAACAGAAUAUGCCUAUGGUAGUGUUGUCGCAUAAACAGACAGAUUCCAAUUGAAUAAUUUUUGAAUAUUUUGAUUAUUAAAUGAAAUGCCAAGCAGUCGUAGGAAUUGCAGAAAACAACAUCUAGUUAUUCACGAAAAAUAAGAAUCAAUUUGGUGGGAAAAAAAAGAAAAAAAAACUGCAUCAACAAUCAAUUUGUGCGCUUCUUAUACUCGAUUUCGAGUAUCUAUACACAUAUACAUAUAUAGAUAAAUAAGUAUUAAAGCCAAUUUAAUUGAUUUAUUGCCAGCUAUAUACAUACAUAGAUAACACACGUACCCAAGUAAAUAUUGAUAUUGUUUUUGCCAAUAUUUAUUGUUGAAAACAAUUUGAAUUUUAAAUUCUAAGCAGCUCGCAAAUGCUUGCAUGCUUUCUGCAGUCCUAUUUAACAAUUUAAAAAAAAAAACUGAUAAAUGUUACAACGCGAGUCGGAGAAAUUACAGAAAACGAUAUCUACACAUAUUGAAUAAUCUUAAACGUAUUCACUACAAAUAAAAAUCAAUUUCUUGGAGAAAAAAAAAAAUGGAAACAAAUGCAUCAACAAUCAAUUUUUGCGCUUCUUAUACUGGACUUUGAACUCAAACUCGAAAUUUUUGUGAACAAUUGUACAUAGUAUGUUUGUAUAAGAAGGAGGUUUUGAGAACUCCAGCAAAACUUAAACAAAACCUAGAAUCUAAGACACUCCUCACGAAGGAAAACACCAAGAUAUUUGUAUAGUCGAAAGCUAACGAGUAAUCUCGCUAUUUUUUUUUUAUACACUACAUAUAUAUUUUUUGGGUACUUUACUUGGAAGCUACUUGCGCACAAUAUUUUCAUGUUAACGAUAACUAAUAACGAGUUUGAUUACAGAUUAUUUAAAACUGCAAAA
Messenger RNA from Drosophila guanche, 3866 nucleotides. Its product is annotated as frequenin-1. The transcript is spliced from 8 exons. The record is from RefSeq and is a predicted model, not a curated record. NCBI's taxonomy places the organism in Eukaryota, Metazoa, Arthropoda, Insecta, Diptera, Drosophilidae. Gene Ontology annotation, molecular function: calcium sensitive guanylate cyclase activator activity; calcium ion binding. Bases 419 to 982 code for a protein of 187 amino acids.